This is a messenger RNA of Penicillium samsonianum, 1410 nucleotides long. Its product is annotated as putative zinc metallopeptidase. Gene Ontology annotation, molecular function: hydrolase activity, acting on carbon-nitrogen (but not peptide) bonds, in cyclic amidines. Lineage: Eukaryota; Fungi; Ascomycota; Eurotiomycetes; Eurotiales; Aspergillaceae. Bases 1 to 1410 code for a protein of 469 amino acids. The transcript has a single exon. The record is from RefSeq and is a predicted model, not a curated record.
AUGUCUCCACCACGACUAACGAGCCAGAUUAAUUUCAUUCGUGGUGUUCGACUGGCAGGGGAGCUGUCCACCUGGGAUAUCCAGAUUGAAUACCCUGCAGACUCUCCACAGGGCACAGUCACCUCUGUGACCCCGCAUGAGCCCUCUACUAAGGAGGAUUUCGAGUCUCCUCUGGCGCUACCAGCCUUGACACACCCUCAUAUUCAUCUCGAUAAAGCCUUUAUCCACAGCGCACUUGAAUAUGCCCCGCUUCUUCCUACGACUGGCACGUUCCAGGAGGCUUUGUCCUCCACGACCAAGGCCAAACAACAAUUCAGCCAUUCUGAUAUCAUUAGAAGAGGAGAGUGGCUUCUUGCUGAGUCCGUUGCAUCGGGUGUCACUGCAAUGAGAGCAUUUGUUGAGGUAGACCACACAGUGCAGCUGAUUUGUUUAGAAGCUGCUGUUGCUUUGAAAAAUCAAUGGAAAGAUUCUUGCGAUAUCCAAAUCGUCUGUUUUGCGCAAGAUCCUAUAUUCUCUAAUGAACAUGGAGAACAAAACAUGGACUUUCUGAAAACCGCUCUUCAUAAAUAUUCGCAAAUCGAUGUUAUUGGGACAACACCAUACGUCGAAUCCAGUCCCGAGGCUGCAAAGCAAAACAUCGAAUGGGCGAUUGACCGUGCCUUGGAGCUGAACAAACACGUCGACUUCCACCUUGAUUAUAACCUCGAUUCAAACAAAGAGGCCCUAGUUUGGCAUGUGUUACAUACCCUCAAACAACGAAGCUGGACUAGCCACUCAACAGACAAGCGUGUCAUGCUUGGUCAUUGUACACGACUGACACUGCUCACGGAGAGCGAAUGGGCCCGGCUAGCAACAGAAAUCCACGAGAAUAAACUCCCAGUCAGCUUUGUGGGUCUACCAACUAGCGAUAUGUACAUGGCGUCACCUCCCAGAACGAGCGGGGACCGCAAAUCUCCGCAAGAUCGCCCGAGAGGCACUCUACAAGUCCUAGAGAUGAUCCGGAAAUACAGCCUGGAUGCAGUGAUCGGGGUGAAUAAUGUUGGCAAUUCGUUUACCCCAUGGGGUUUGCCCGAUCCGUUAUCGUUGGCUUGUCUCGGCGUGGGAAUCUACCAGGCUGGAAGUCAGGCGGAUGCUGAGCUACUCUAUGAAUGUGUCUCGACGCGAGCCAGGGCGGCUAUCGGGCUCUCUCCAUCCCAUUCGGGUCUAUGUGUGAAGCAGGGGUAUCAACCGGACCUGUUGUUGGUUCAUCAUAGAGAUGAUACUGGGUGUGAGGUGUCGCGGCCGCGAACAAAUGUUGCGGAGGUUGUGUGGACUCCGCCGGGGAAAUUGAAUAGGGAUGUGGUUUCUGGUGGACGACUUAAGAUUUCUCCUUUUGCUGUGGCGGAUUCAGACGCUCUGUAUCAAUUUUGA